AUGAGUGUUUAUAAUAGACGAGCAAGUAGUGUUAAUUUACAACAACUUGUUACAAAUAUUCCGGUACGACGGAAAGCAGCUGAUCAAGUUGAACGAGAAAGAUUUGAAUGGACACAAUGGCAAAGUGCAAGUAAAGCUGUCAAUAAUUUGGAAACACCAGCCAAAGAAAAACAUGUUCGAAAUUUAAUAUUAGGUACAUUUCGUCUUGAGGGGGCAAGAUUAUUUUGGUCAAUGUGUACCCGACUACAGUUGGAAAGUCAUCCAAUUGUUUGUUGGAAAUUUUGCUAUGUUAUACAUAGGUUACUUCGUGAUGGUCACAAAUAUGUUGUUCAUGAUUCGAUACCAUUAACGGCUUAUUUUGAUCAAUUAGGAAAGUUUUGGAACUCACUUCGUCAAAGUUACGGUACAAUGACCUACCGAUAUUGUCGACUGAUGAUUACAAAACUGGGAUUUCAUGAAAGAAAUGUAAUGUUUACUGGUAAUUUGAGCAUUGGUGAAGGAAAUGAUGUGAGAAGAGUAUUUGGUGAUAAUCUGGAUCUUUAUUUUCAAUUAUCUAUUGAGUUGAUGGAUUAUAUGGACGAACUUCUAGGAUUAGUUGACGCUGUUUUUACGUCUCUCGAUCAAUCUCGAGCAAAUUCGAUGACAGCAGUUGGACAAUGUCGAUUACAUCCACUUAUAUUAUGCGUUCAAGAUUCUAGUUUACUUUAUGAUUACGUUGUUAAAGUUUUAUUUAAACUGCACGAUAGUCUUACUGGCGAUACAUUGACCGGACAUCGAACACGUUUGAAUGAACAAUUUCGUCGACUGAAAAAAUUUUACGAACAAGCAUCAACGUUACAAUAUUUUCGAGAUCUUAUUAAAGUGCCGAUAUUACCUGAUAAUCCUCCUAACUUCAAAAUUAAGGAAGAUUAUAAAAAUUAUCAUACUCCUGUUGCCACAAUUGUUGCUCCACCACCAGAGCCAACGCAAGUUAUAGAAGAUGCAUUAAUCGAUACAUCAGAUACAAUUUCAAAUAUGAGUUUUCCCACGGCAAGUGAUCCGUUUAUGGGCGAUGGAUGGCCUCCUAAUGGACAUGUUGACCACAGAGCAAAAGAAAUUGCAGAUCUUGAACAACGUCUUCUUCAGUACGAUAUAGCUUUGAGAGAAGUGCGUGAUCAAACACAUGAAUUACACAAGACAAUAUCGCAAAAAGAUUCAGCAUUAAUUGAAGAAAAAAAUCAUCGUUUACAAUUAGAAGAACAACUACGUCAACAGUUAGAGAAUACCCGAAGAAUAGAAGAAAUGCACACUCUCGAACAAAAAGUAAAUUCAGAUGAAAAAUAUGUUAAAAUGCGUGAUCAAUAUAAUAAAUUACGUGAAGAACAUAUUCUUGUUCUAAGACGAAAAUUGGAAGAAGAUUAUAAUAAAUUAAAAGACGAUUGUGAUCAUAUAAACUUCAGUUUUAACACAAAAACAUCUGAAUUUGAAACGUUAGAUAAUGAAAUAUUACAAUUACGAAAAACAAACGACGAACUAAAUGAUACAAUUACACAAUUGACAAGAGAACAAAAUGAAUUUAAAACAUCGGAUUUAGCAACAAGUAAUCGAAUAAAAGAAGUUGAAAAUGAGAAAAAGAUAAUUCAAGAACAAUAUAAACAAUUGCAAGAUGAAAAAAUGAAGGUUGAUAAUCAACUUACCAAGGAUAUAUCUGAGUUUGAACGUAAAUUAAAAGAGUAUGAAUUAAUUCGAAAAGAUUUAUUAGCUCAAAAUCGGGAACAUGAAGAAAAUUUAAUUGAUCUAGUUCAUGAAAAAGAAGUGUUAGAAACGAAAGUAGAAGAUUUAGAACUGACAACUCAAGAUUUAGCAAAAAAAUUACAUUUUAUAAAUGAAAGUCAAAAAUUAUUACAACAAAAUCAUUCACACGUGUUAGAAAAUCUUAAAGAAUCAUACAAACAUUAUUGUAUUAGUCAUGUACAUGAUGGUAUUGAACGUUCAAAUGAUGCGGAACUAUUAUAUUGUAAAAGUGGAGCAGAAUAUCUUUUGUCAUGUUUGAAAUCAUCAUUAUCAAGUUUAACAACAACACAUGAUCAGUGGAAAAAGCAUCAGUUAUCGGAAGGCGUUUUAUUGUCAUUUCUGAAUGAAUGUGUGUCAUUAUCAAAUUUUGUGUCAGAUGUAGUUGUUCAUGGUAAAGCAACAUCGAAUCUUGUACAAGAUGUUGAUAAAGGAGUGGAAUUAGCAGAUAAUUGUCGUGACGUCGGAACGUCUUGUAUAGAAAUAUUUGACACUUAUAGACGAACUAUAAUUCCUGAGCAUUUUGAAGAUGAUAUCAAGAAUUUAACAAGAAAACUAAAUAAAUUAAUAACACAUACAACAAAUUUAUUACCAAAAGUUACUGAUAUCAGUAAAGAAGAGCUUGGUGAUUUGGUUGAAAAAGAAUUACAAAACACUCAUGAGACAAUUGAUGAAGCAGUCAGACAAAUUCAGGCAUUAUUGGAAAAAUCACGUAUUACUGAUACGGGUAUUAAAUUAGAAGUAAAUGGUAAAAUAUUGGACACGUGUGGAGAAUUAAUGCAAACUAUUCGACAAUUAAUAAUGAAAGCAAGAGAUUUACAAAAAGAAAUUGUUUCACAAGGCCGGGGUACAGCCACGGCUAAAGAAUUUUAUACAAAAAAUCAUAAAUGGACAGAAGGUCUAGUCAGUGCAGCAAAAAAUGUUGGUCUCAAUGCGAAAGUAUUGAUUGAGUCGGCUGACCAUUUAUUAAGUGGCGAUGGAAAAUUUGAAGAGAUAAUUGCCUGUUCAAAUGAAAUAGCAAGUGCAACUGCUCAGCUUGUUGCUGCAUCUAAUGUAAAAGCUGAUCGAGAAAGUAAAAAUCGUGAAGGAUUAACACAAGCCUCGAAACAAGUAGCGGCAGCUACAGCUCGAGUUGUUGCAACAGCUAAAAGUGGAGCAUCAACUAUUGAAGAAAAAAGUACGAUGGAUUUUAGUUCUUAUAGUUUGCAUAAAACGAAACGUGCCGAAAUGGAUGCACAAGUAAAAGUUUUAGAAUUAGAAAAACAACUUGAACAGGCAAAAGUCAGUCUAUAUACGCUACGAAAACGUCAUUAUCAAUUAGCUGGUGAAGAUGAAGGAUGGGAUACGAAUCAACAAGACCAUGAUCGUGCUAUACCAAAUCGUGCUAUACUUUGUUUAAAUAACGGCACUUAUGCUGUACUCACAUUCUACUUCUUUGUAAAUAUUGAUGACUGUUAUUUAUCUCUACGUGACGUCUUUCAUGCUCGUCAUAUACGAAACUUUAUUUCCGGUUUUUAG
Messenger RNA from Didymodactylos carnosus, 3288 nucleotides. Lineage: Eukaryota; Metazoa; Rotifera; Eurotatoria; Philodinida; Philodinidae. The record is from the annotation of a GenBank genome assembly.